AUGCCUUCACAAGAGCGGAAUCGCACGCUCGCUAUCCUGCGGUCAGCAUCAAAGGGAAAGUACGCCAUCCUCGCCCAGUGCUGCUAUGAUGCACAAAGCGUGCUGGCCACAAUCAGGGCAGCAGAAAAGGCGCGAUCGCCGGCAAUGGUGCAGCUGUUUCCCGUGACGAUGAAGCAGUUUGGCAUACACUUCACCCGCUUUGUCUUGGAUGCCUGUCAUUCUGCCUCUGUGCCCAUCUCGGUACACGUCGACCACGUCGGGACGGACGAAGACAUCGCCAGGGUGCUCGACUGGGCCGAGCAGGGCGUGCAGGUGGACUCAAUGAUGAUCGACUGCAGCCACCACGACACCGAUGAGGAAAACAUCGCCAUGGCCAAGCCAUACUGCCAGCGAGCAGCGAAGCUGGGCAUGGCCGUUGAAGUUGAAUUGGGCAGGAUCAUGGGAGGAGAACAGGGCGUUCGGACGAUGGACGAUGGCGCUCUCACCAGGCCGGAGAAGGCAGAACAGUUCCUUUUGGAACUGGAGGUUGAUAUGCUCGCGCCAAGCAUCGGAAACAUCCAUGGCCGGUACACCAGUGCGCCCGACUUUCGCUUGGACCUGCUCGACGACUUGCAGGGACGCGUGGGGCCAAAGACGCAGGCAAACGCACUCAUUGUCCUCCAUGGCACUGAUGAUCUUUCCGACGACCUCUUUCGCGAAUGUGUCCGGCGCGGGUGCGUCAAGAUCAACGUCAACAGCUGGGCACGCGAGCCGCAGGUAGAGCAUUGGGUCAAGCGUCUCUCCCACGACGCCCUGCCCGACGUAUACGAUGCGGGCAUGGAGAAGUUUGAGGCUGUGUGCACGCGCUUCUUCAAACUCUUUGGCAGCGCUGGCAAAGCUUGA
This is a messenger RNA of Acaromyces ingoldii, 882 nucleotides long. Its product is annotated as aldolase. The transcript is spliced from 5 exons. Lineage: Eukaryota; Fungi; Basidiomycota; Exobasidiomycetes; Exobasidiales; Cryptobasidiaceae. Gene Ontology annotation, molecular function: zinc ion binding; aldehyde-lyase activity. The coding region runs from base 1 to 882 and encodes 293 amino acids. Gene Ontology annotation, biological process: carbohydrate metabolic process. The record is from RefSeq and is a predicted model, not a curated record.